UUUUGCACAAUAGUGGCUCGUUCUCCCGCGGGCUUGUUCAAACAAAAGAUCUGCUUCUACAGAUAUACCUACCGUGUUGAAUGCCAAACAAAAGCCACCAGUUUGAGAAACGACUUUUUUUUUAAUUUUUCUAAGUGUUACCAACGAAAGCCAGCGAUCUUGCUGCAUUGGUCAUUUGCAAUCGAACCUUUGGACGUGCAACAUCGCUGAAGAAGUCCUCCGAAUUCGUUAAGUUGUGUGUUACUUGCUUCAAUCGAUAAACCGUCGCGUGUUGAGACUUGUGUUUCUUGGAUUUGUGGCAAACAGCAUGGAAGAUUUACUUCAGCUACCCAACAGCAGUGAACAGCAGGAAACGAUGACACAAUCAAACUCAUCAUCCGAUAGUGAAGAAAGCUCCUGCGACGGGCUUAACUACGAUACGGACACUACGCUAUGCCGGCGUCUUGAAAAAAUGGUGAACAACAAACUACUUUCAGACGUUACUUUUAUCGUUGGGCCCGAAAAACGCCGCAUCUAUGCACACAAACCGUACUUGCUGACGGCUUCAGAGUUCUUCUACAAAAUGUUUUGUGGUAACUUCAUUGAAGCGCAACGAAAGGAAGUGGUCCUGGAAGAUGUCGAUGCAGAAUUAUUUUUGAUAAUUUUACGCCUGGUGUACAGCAAAAAAGUUCAUCUGAAUUGGGACAACAUUAGUGCUAUUUACGAUUGCUUAUGCAAGUAUUUGCUGAUAGACUAUUUUGAUCCUUUGAUCCGUUUUAUGGAAUCCCAUAUAAACGACCACGACACUGCAAUAAUGGUGUUCCUAAAGAAUGAUCAUUUUAACUUCGAGCAAGUUGACGAAAAAUGUAUGCGCUACAUACAAACCAACCCGUUGUACUUCUUCGGAAAAGACGAGUUCACCUCAAUGCCGGAGGCCAGAUUGAACAAAAUUCUCCAAGCUCAACGCAUUAACUGCACCCAUGUCCAACUCCAACAGGCCGUUGUCAAGUGGUCGUCUGCAAAUGGUGGUUGUUGUUACAACAACCUUAAUAAACUCUUAGAGGAAACAUGUCGUAAACCCUAUGCUCAAAAAUUGCAUUUGAUGAACAACAAGCUGAUUGAAACAGUCUCGUAUCGUGAAGCUGAUGUAAAAUUACGAAUGACAUCAACAAAACGAUUAGCGCUGUAUGGCUUUGGAAUGUAUGUUCAUGGAUCCGAUAAACCAUCUAUUGCAUCGUUUACUCUUGAAAAAGAUGGAGUGAAAGUACACGAUAUCGAAAUCAAAAUGAUUCCUAGCCUCGGGUACGAAAUAGUGGAUACAAUGUUUGAAGAGGUCGUAUUAGAACCAAAUGUUCAGUACAAAUUAUGUUUUUAUGAGCCAAGUUGUCAACUGACGAAAGUCGUAAGCUUACCGGUGCUGUUUCAUCGUCAUAUUAAAAUAGAAUUUGAGUCAAAUCACUGUCCUCCGUUAGCUUAUCUUUUUGCGAAAUAUGCGGACUGUGAUGUAUUACACCUACCACAAUUGUGUUGUAACACAAAAUGCAAGGUUAAAUUAGAAAAUUCUUGAGCUAAUGUACAGGCGGUCCCCGAGAUACACGGUACCUCUUAUACGCGGAUUCAGAGAUACG
This is a messenger RNA of Anopheles merus, 1607 nucleotides long. RefSeq names its product BTB/POZ domain-containing protein 6-B-like. The transcript is spliced from 2 exons. The record is from RefSeq and is a predicted model, not a curated record. Lineage: Eukaryota; Metazoa; Arthropoda; Insecta; Diptera; Culicidae. Bases 308 to 1546 code for a protein of 412 amino acids. Gene Ontology annotation, molecular function: protein binding. Gene Ontology annotation, cellular component: cytosol. Gene Ontology annotation, biological process: neurogenesis.